Messenger RNA from Brenthis ino (lesser marbled fritillary), 3162 nucleotides. Lineage: Eukaryota; Metazoa; Arthropoda; Insecta; Lepidoptera; Nymphalidae. The record is from the annotation of a GenBank genome assembly.
AUGCAGGCGCAUACCGCGCUGAUGGCGCUGGCGGCGCUCGGCGCGUUGGCAGCGACGGGUGCGGCGGCGGAGCGUGGCGGUGGCAUCAAAGUGGGCGGCGGCGCGACGGGGGCGGGGGGGCGGGAGGGUGCGCGGGGGAGCGGGGUGCGCCUGGGAGGUGACGGGCUGUGGCGCCCGCGCACCUCGCCGGCACCGCCAGCCCCACGCGUCCCUCCCUUUGUCACUGCCGCCCUCGUAGUGCCCUACAAGGCGUUUGGUGCACGCGACUACACGAGAGCUGAGAAGGCGGCUCUGUCCAAACUGCCGCGCAAACUCAAACUUUUUACUCAAGUGCGCCUAAACGUUACGCUUUCGAUGCAAGGCCUUACGCCUAGUCCUAUGUCUAUCUUGGACUCGCUAUGUAAAGAAUUUUUAGCAGUUAAUGUAUCUGCUAUACUUUAUCUUAUGAAUCAUGAACAAUAUGGGCGAUCAACUGCCUCCGCACAGUAUUUUUUACAACUUGCUGGGUACCUCGGGAUACCGGUAAUAGCAUGGAAUGCAGAUAACAGUGGUUUAGAAAAACACGCUUCUCAUGCGUCACUACGACUCCAGUUAGCGCCAACAAUCGAACAUCAGACGGCAGCAAUGUUAUCAAUAUUGGAGAGGUAUAAAUGGCAUCAGUUCAGCGUCGUAACUUCUGCUAUCGCAGGCCACGACGAUUUCAUACAAGCUGUGAGGGAAAGAGUGACGGCUUUACAAGAUCGGUUCAAGUUCACAAUAUUGAACGCCAUAGUAGUGAAGAAAGCGGCAGAUUUAAACGAGCUGGUAACGAGCGAAGCGCGAGUAAUGCUCUUAUAUGCCACUCGAGAGGAAGCUGCAGACAUACUGUCCUCAGCAGGAGAUCUACACCUCACUGGAGAAAACUUCGUUUGGAUUGUUACACAGAGUGUACUUGGCUCUAUGCAACAACCAAAUAAAUUUCCCGUUGGAAUGUUAGGUGUGCAUUUCGACACAUCGAGUGCGUCAAUUAUAUCUGAGAUAGCGACAGCGGUUAAAGUGUUUGCUUACGGUGUAGAAUCCUAUAUAUCUGAUCAAGAAAAUAUUCGCUAUCCACUCGGUACUAGGCUGUCGUGUAGCGGAGUUGGUACUGGGGAAGCACGUUGGUCCACCGGAGAGAGGUUCUACAGACAUCUACGUAAUGUUAGCGUGGAAGGUGAAUCUGGCAGACCGGGUAUUGAAUUCACACCUGACGGAGAAUUAAGAGCGGCUGAACUCAAAAUAAUGAAUUUAAGACCUACCCUCGGUGAUCAGCUGGUUUGGGAGGAAAUUGGAAUGUGGAAUUCAUAUCCAAAAGAGCGUUUAGCAAUCAAAGACAUAAUAUGGCCUGGUGGAUUACAUACCCCACCUCAAGGUGUACCGGAAAAAUUUCAUAUGCGGAUUACAUUUCUUGAAGAACCGCCGUAUAUAAAUCUCGCUCCGCCAGAUCCUGUCAGCGGUAGAUGUUCCUUAGACCGUGGCGUCAUUUGCCGAGUGGCUCCUGAAGUAGAAGUUGCAGGGUUAGAAGCGGGAACUGCAUAUAGGAACAGUUCUCUCUACCAGUGCUGUAGCGGAUUUUGUAUAGAUCUUUUACAACAACUGGCAGAGCAUUUAGGAUUUACAUACGAGCUAGUUCGCGUAGAAGAUGGAAGAUGGGGAACAUUGCACCAAGGAAAAUGGAAUGGACUUAUUUCAGAACUUGUAAACAAGAAAACUGACAUGGUUUUAACAUCACUUAUCAUAAAUUCGGAUCGGGAAGCAGUCGUAGACUUCAGCGUACCAUUUAUGGAAACUGGCGUGGCUAUAGUUGUGGCAAAACGAACUGGCAUAAUAUCUCCUACAGCUUUUCUCGAGCCUUUCGAUACAGCUUCUUGGAUGCUGGUGGGCGCAGUAGCUAUACAAGCGGCGACAUUUUCAAUAUUUUUCUUCGAGUGGCUGUCUCCUAGUGGAUUUGAUUGUUCGACAGGCCACAAUUCAAAUCGGAUACCGCAGAACAGAUUUUCACUGUGUCGGACGUAUUGGAUUGUGUGGGCGGUUCUAUUCCAGGCAUCAGUACACGUAGAUUCACCGCGAGGUUUUACAGCACGUUUCAUGACGAACAUGUGGGCUAUGUUUGCCGUAGUCUUCCUUGCGAUAUACACGGCCAACCUGGCGGCUUUCAUGAUUACGCGUGAAGAGUUUCACGAACUCAGUGGAUUGGACGACCCACGAAUUGCUCGCCCCCUAUCACAUCGCCCCGCGCUCAAAUUCGGUACCGUGCCUUGGUCACAUACCGACGCCACACUCGCCAAAUAUUUCUACGAACCACAUGCCUAUAUGGCUCCAUACAAUCGUAGCACAGUGAGCGCCGGAGUCACCAGCGUCCUAACGGGAGAACUAGACGCUUUUAUCUACGAUGGAACUGUUCUGGAUUACCUGGUAUCACAAGAUGAGGACUGCCGAUUGUUAACAGUAGGCUCGUGGUACGCGAUGUCUGGCUAUGGAUUAGCGUUUACACGAAAUUCCAAAUACCUAAGCAUGUUUAAUAAGAGAUUACUUGAUUUACGCUCCAAUGGAGACCUAGAGCGGUUGCGAAGGUACUGGAUGACGGGCACAUGCAAGCCUAACAAACAAGAGCACAAGUCUUCAGACCCGCUCGCGUUGGAGCAGUUCUUGUCGGCAUUCUUGCUGUUGAUGGCGGGCAUUCUGCUGGCGGCUCUUCUCUUGCUGCUCGAGCACGUGUACUUUCGGUAUAUGCGAGAACACCUGGCAGCCUCUAAUGCCAGUUCGUGUUGUGCUCUCGUGUCUCUUUCAAUGGGACAAUCACUAACAUUUCAUGGCGCAGUCGUAGAGGCGUCGGCGCGGGGCUUGAGCCGAGGGCCCUGUCGCUCUGCCAUUUGUGCAGCAGAGAUAUGGCGCGUGCGGCACGAGCGCGACGCGGCGGUGGCGCGCGCGCGGCAGCUGGCGGCGGCGCUGGCGGCGCACGGGCUGCAGGCGCCGCCGCGCCGCCUGGCAUCGGCCGCAGCGCUGGCCACGCGCGCGCACGACGCCACGCGCCCGCGCACGCUGUGUGCGCCCGCCGACCUGCUGCCCGAUCUCGACCGCCCGCUCUCUUGCGGGGAUCUACGCGCCAGGGAGCGGACGCGUGUAGAAAUGGAAACAGUGCUG